AUGUGUUAUGAUCUUAAAUAUUUUGCAACUUUUGAUGUUGUGACUACUAGUAAUCAUAGUAUUACUAUUCUAGAUGGAAGUGAAGUUAAAGUAGCUCACAUAGGAACAGUAUUGUUAAAAGCAUUAACUCUUCAAAAUGUCCUAUAUGUUCCUAGUUUUAAGUUCAAUCUAGAAUCUAUUCCAAAGUUGUGUUUAAAUUUGGAUUGUGAAGUGAUUUUUACAGCUAAUAAGUGUUUUGUUCAGGUUUAUUCAAUGAGAAUGCAUCUUGGUAGCUUGAAGAAAGGUCUUUAUUGCACUCCAGCCUCAGCAGCUCAAAUAUCUUUAAUCCCUUUCUCUUUAGAUGAUCAGCCAGACAGUUCUCUGCAGAUUGCAACAUUUGCUUCUGCUAAUACUCAGGGAGACAUAGAUAAUCAGGCCAAGCUUCUUCAUCUCAGACUAGGCCAUUUACCUUUUACUCAGCUUAUAUUAGUUGAUCCUAUGAUCAGUUCUAAGUCUUCUGUAGACACUAUAUGUCAUAUUUGUCCUGCUGCUAGACAGUAUAGGCUUUCUUUUCCUAAUAGCUUAAUAAAGUCUACAAGACCUUUUCAGCUUUUACAUAUUGACCUAUGGGGUCCUCAUAGAGUUGUAACUCAUAACAAUUAUUCAAUAUUUCUGACUAUUGAUGAUGAUUUCUCAAGAUCUCCACAUAAUUCUUCUACUACUACUAUUUCUACUCAACCUAAUUCUGUUCCCAUUUCCAUUCCUAUUUCUGUUCCAAGCAACCAGACUGAAACCACUAUCAGAAAAUCCUCUAGACUAGUUAAAAAUCCAUCUUGGAUGGACAAAUACAUUUGUUUAAUUGCUCAGCAUACUGAGAUAGUUGAACCUACCACUUAUAAAAAAGAUGCAAAAUCACCUAAGUGGGUUGAAGCCAUGGAAAAAGAGUUAAAAGCUCUCAAGGAUAAUAAUACAUGGGAGAUUGUUACAUUACCUCAUGGUAAGAAAGCAAUAGGCAGUAAAUGGGUAUUCAGGUUAAAAAGGAAUGUAGAUGGGAGUAUUGAAAGGUAUAAAGCAAGGCUUGUGGCUAAAGGGUUCACUCAAAAGUAUGGCAUAUACUAUUUGGAAACCAUUUCCCCUGUUGUGAAGAUGUCAAAUAUAAGGUGUUUGCUUUCAAUUGUUGCUUCAAAGAACCGGAAAGUCUACCAGUUAGAUGUAAAUAAUGCAUUUCUGCAUGAAGAUCUUCAUGAGGAGGUGUAUAUGAAGAUUCCUGAAGGUUUUCAAGCUGCUCCUACUCAGGUUUGCAAGUUAAAGAAGUUUUUAUAUGGACUGAAACAAGCAUCCAGACAAUGGUUUGCUAAACUGGUUCAUGAGCUGUUGUUUCUUAGCUUCAAACUGUCUAAAAAUGAUUACUCUAUGUUCAUCAAGCACAACAAAGAUGAGAUGAUUGUUGUCACAGUCUAUGUCGAUGAUAUUCUGAGUUUGGUGGGAAAGCUAAACUUCUUAACAAGUACUAGACCUGAUUUAUCUUACACAGUUCAGGCUUUGAGUCAGUUUAUGAGUGAGCCUAGGACUUCUCAUCUAGCUGCUUUACAACAUACAUUGAGGUAUGCUGCUGGUACUGAAGGACAAGGGAUAUUGCUAAAGGCUUCUGAUCAACUCAAACUUGAAGCUUUUUCAGACUCUAACUGGGGGGCAUGUGUGGACACUAGAAGAUCAAUUACAGGAUAUUUGUUACUGCUUGGAAAUUCUCCAAUUUCUUGGAAAUCUAAGAAAUAG
Messenger RNA from Chenopodium quinoa (quinoa), 1755 nucleotides. RefSeq lists its product as uncharacterized. NCBI's taxonomy places the organism in Eukaryota, Viridiplantae, Streptophyta, Magnoliopsida, Caryophyllales, Amaranthaceae. The record is from RefSeq and is a predicted model, not a curated record. The transcript is spliced from 4 exons. Bases 1 to 1755 code for a protein of 584 amino acids.